Erythranthe guttata (spotted monkey flower) is the source of this 1137-nucleotide messenger RNA. Its product is annotated as isoflavone reductase-like protein. The record is from RefSeq and is a predicted model, not a curated record. NCBI's taxonomy places the organism in Eukaryota, Viridiplantae, Streptophyta, Magnoliopsida, Lamiales, Phrymaceae. Gene Ontology annotation, molecular function: oxidoreductase activity.
GAGAGAGAGAGAGAGAAGCAAAAUAAAAUAAUUAAAAAAAUGGCGGAAAAAAGCAAGAUUCUGAUAAUCGGCGGAACGGGGUAUAUCGGUAAAUUCGUAGUGGAAGCCAGCGCAAAAUCCGGUCACCCAACAUUUGCUCUGUUCAGAGAGAGCACAAUCGCCGAUCCGGUCAAAGGCAAAAUCGUCGAGGGUUUCAAAAACUCCGGUGUCACCAUUCUCACUGGUGAUUUGUACGAUCACGAGAGCUUGGUGAAGGCGAUAAAGCAGGUGGAUGUUGUUAUAUCUACAGUUGGCAGCUUUCAAUUGGCUGAUCAAGACAAGAUUAUUGCUGCAAUUAAGGAAUCUGGAAAUAUUAAGAGGUUUUUUCCUUCGGAAUUCGGAAACGAUGUGGAUCGAACCCGAGCCGUCGAACCAGCAAAGUCAACAUUCGAUAUAAAGGUCAAAAUCCGAAGAGCUAUCGAGGCAGAGGGCAUCCCAUACACCUAUGUAUCGUCCAACUAUUUUGCCGGAUAUUCGCUGCCGUCAUUCGCCCAACCGGGCUUCGCCACCUCUCCUCCAAGAGACAAAGUAAUUAUCCUCGGAGAUGGAAAUCCUAAAGCUGUAUUCAAUCACGAGCAAGAUAUCGGAACAUACACCAUCAAAGCUGUGGAUGAUCCAAGAACAUUGAACAAGAUCCUCUACAUUAAGCCCCCUAAGAAUACGUACUCGUUCAACGAACUCGUUUCUUUAUGGGAGAAAAAAAUCGGGAAGACUCUCGAGAAAGAGUACGUUUCGGAGGAACAACUCUUGAAGCAAAUCGAAGAAUCGCCAAUUCCGGUGAAUAUCAUACUUGCAAUCAACCACUCGAUUUUCGUGAAGGGCGACCAAACCUACUUUGAAAUCGAGCCUUCGUUCGGGGUGGAAGCUUCCGAGCUCUAUCCCGAUGUCGAAUAUACGACUGUGGAGAAGUAUCUCGAUCAAUUUGUGUAAUAAUUUGUAUCGUGCAUGGAUUUAAGAACUUUGUUGUGCAUUUCUUUUCUUAAAUGUGAGAACUUUGUUGUGUUGUUGUGGUUGUUUGAUGAUAUAUCUCAGCAGUGUAAUCAAGUAUUUGAAAGCUUUUCUGUUUUAAAAUAAAAGUUUUUUAAAGCUUUAAAAUAA